AUGGCUACCCAUGAGAAUUGUGUUAGUGUAGUAUUUGAUUUAGGCUCGCAAAAUACAAAGGCUGGAUUUGCUGGUGAAUCUUUUCCAAGAUGUAUGAUACCAACAACACUUGGACGAUUUCGCCGAAGUGGUCUAUCGGAUGGUUUUCCAGAUGUUACUCUUGGGGAAGAAGCCAUAAAGAUGCGCGGUGUAAACCACCUCGAUUGGCCUGUCGAUAAAGGUUUUAUCAAAGACUGGGAUGACGUGGAAAAACUUUGGCAUCAUAUUUUUUACAGAAAGCUUCAUGUGCCUCCAGAAGAGGCAAGAGUUAUGUACGUUAUUCAUCCAUUGACUUCGAAAAGAGACAAAGAGAAAAUAACAGAAAUCAUGUUUGAAUCUUUUAUGGUUCGAAACAUUUAUUUGGGCCUAUCUCCAGCUUUGGUUUUGCACGCCAGUGGAAGGACCUCUGGGGUCGUCUGGGAAAAUGGAUAUUCUUGCUCUUAUGUAGCACCGGUUUUUGAAGGGUUUCCAAUAAAAAACGCCACAAUUACUUCCCAAAUAAAUGGGAAGACUUUGACGGAAUGCCUUCAAAAUUUAAUGAAUAAAGUCGGAUACUCUUUCACUACUCCGACGGAGAUAGAAUUGUUGGAGAGCAUAAAGGCACAAUUAUGUUACGUGGCAAGGGAAUAUGACGAAGAAGUAGUCUCCGAGAAUAACAAAAUAAAAUUUGAUCUUCCUGAUGGUCAACAUGUAUUGAUAGGAGAAGAGCGAUUCAAAUGUCCAGAACUUCUAUUUCAACCUCAUUUAUUAAAAUUGCAAUGCCCUAGUAUAGUUGACGAUAUUUGCACCAGUAUCAAAAAAUGCGAUUUGGAGUAUAAGUCUCUAUUUUAUAAUAAUAUAGUAUUGUCUGGUGGGUCUAGUUUACUAAAAGGUUUAUCAGAUCGUUUGACUAUAGAAUUAAAUAAACAAGUUAAGGACCUGCCAGAUGUGGAAACUAAUGUCGAUGCAAUGUCAUCAAGGCAUUUAGCUGCUUGGGCGGGGGGGUCUAUUUUGGCAUCAAUGGAUUCAUUAAAUGGAUUCUGGAUGACAAAAGACGAGUAUGAAGACGAUGGUGCUGAUCGAGUUCACUGUAAAUUCUUUUAA
Messenger RNA from Parnassius mnemosyne (clouded apollo), 1122 nucleotides. The record is from the annotation of a GenBank genome assembly. Lineage: Eukaryota; Metazoa; Arthropoda; Insecta; Lepidoptera; Papilionidae.